Necator americanus (New World hookworm) is the source of this 489-nucleotide messenger RNA. RefSeq lists its product as uncharacterized. The record is from RefSeq and is a predicted model, not a curated record. The coding region runs from base 1 to 489 and encodes 162 amino acids. Lineage: Eukaryota; Metazoa; Nematoda; Chromadorea; Rhabditida; Ancylostomatidae. The transcript has 3 exons.
AUGACUGCUCUGCGAACCCCAGAUGGAAGAACUGCAGCAUCGAGAAGGGGUAUGGAAGAGGCCAUUUCCAUAGCUGAAUCUAGACAUCUGAAGUACCUACCGCCAGUCCACAUCAACACACUGGCGAGGCUCUUCACUCGUUAUUUGUCAGAAUUCAAGGUUCAUAAGCAAUUGAAACCCAGCAAGACGGUGCUGUUGUAUAAGAAGGGAGAACUGUCAUGCGAGCAACCAAGCAACUCCACGACCAAAAGUUCCCCAUUCGACAAUGAUGUCAUAAUCGACGUGAAGAGAGGGCUUUGUCAGAGUGACACAAUUUCACCCAAAAUAUUCAGUGCCGCUCUCGAGAACUUGAUGCGAGGAAUGGAAUGGGAUGACAUGGGAGUGAAAGUUAACAGGCGGCAUUUACACUAUCUUCGUUUCGCUGAUGACAUCGUUCUUAUAACAACAAGCAUCAAUCAGGCGGAACGGAUGCUGGCGGAAUUUUCUUAA